CCGGAAAAGCAAAAACCCUAAAGCGACUAAACCCCUCCCCCAAGCUUUCGUACCCUUUUUUCUGGCUCCUCUCCUCUUAACUUUCUAGACGGUUUAUUGUAUCUCCGUCGUUUAGAACAGGUAUUAACAAGAUGAAUCUCAACAAUGUUAAGGUUCCUAAGAUGCCUGGCGGUGGUGCAGCUUCCGCUUUGAUUAAGUUGGGAGUGGUGGCUGGUCUUGGUGUGUAUGGAGUUGCUAACAGUCUCUACAAUGUUGAUGGUGGACAUCGUGCAAUCGUGUUCAAUCGUAUUAUUGGUGUUAAAGAUAAGGUUUAUCCAGAAGGGACACAUUUCAUGAUCCCUUGGUUUGAAAGGCCGGUCAUUUAUGAUGUUCGUGCACGUCCUCAUCUAGUGGAGAGCACUUCAGGAAGUCGUGACCUUCAGAUGGUCAAAAUUGGUCUUCGAGUUCUCACUCGUCCUGUUCCGGACCAACUACCCACUGUUUACCGAACACUUGGUGAGAACUACAAUGAAAGGGUCCUCCCUUCCAUUAUUCAUGAGACUUUGAAAGCUGUGGUUGCUCAGUACAACGCAAGCCAGCUCAUCACCCAGAGAGAGAAUGUUAGUAGAGAAAUACGCAAGAUUUUGACAGAGAGAGCAGCUAACUUCAACAUUGCGCUAGAUGAUGUGUCAAUUACCAGUCUGACUUUUGGAAAGGAAUUUACGGCCGCAAUUGAAGCAAAACAGGUGGCUGCUCAAGAAGCUGAGAGGGCUAAGUUUGUUGUGGAAAAGGCUGAGCAAGACAAGCGAAGUGCUAUAAUUAGAGCUCAGGGUGAGGCUAAAAGUGCCCAGCUCAUUGGUCAAUCAAUUGCCAACAAUCCAGCAUUUAUCACGCUUAGGAAAAUUGAAGCUGCAAGAGAAAUUGCGCAAACUAUGUCACAUGCAGCCAACAAGUUGUACUUGAGCUCAGAUGAUCUGUUGCUCAAUCUUCAGGACUUGAACUUGGAUAGCGCUGGAAAAAGGUGAAAUUUUGAUACUACCAAAUAAAACAGUUCCUGUUUCAACAUUUCAUGUUAUUCCCCAAACGUGUUAAAUUGUGGGGACGCUGCAACUUGUUUUUGCAUAGUGACUGAUCAAACUUCUCAGUUUCUUGGACUGAAUAGGGACUCCUUUGUCUUAGGGACUUGGUGUCAAAGGAAAGCCCUUGUCCUGUUUUGGAUGUUAUUAAAACGUUUAUUAUGCACCAAAAGAAACAAACAGAAUUAUACCCGGUGUUUUCCUCUCA
Molecule: messenger RNA, 1263 nt
Organism: Nicotiana tabacum (common tobacco)
Lineage: Eukaryota; Viridiplantae; Streptophyta; Magnoliopsida; Solanales; Solanaceae
Product: prohibitin-1, mitochondrial
Biological process (GO): mitochondrion organization
Cellular component (GO): mitochondrion; membrane
Source: RefSeq, a predicted model, not a curated record